AUGACAACAAAAGAGAUAUUAGAUAAACAACAAAUAUUUAGCAGAGAUGAACUUGAGAAGUUGAAAAGAGAUGAAUUGGUUCAAUUAAGUGUUAAAUAUUCAUUAAAACAUAAUGGAUUAAGAAAAGAUGUUCUAAUCGAUUCAAUAUUGAAAUAUCAAGAACAUAUCAAUGAUAUCAAAUCAAAGUUGGUUACAAACAACCCAAUCGAACAAUAUCAUCGUGGAACUGUUGAAUAUCGAUUGCCAACACUGAUCAUUAAUAGAAUCAUUCGUGAUCUUUGGCAUGAAGAUAUCGACUUGUGUUUGAACACUGAUAAUCUACGUAGAAACUACCGAUGGUUACUCUCGAUUGCUCUCGUUUCCAAAGAGUUUUUCAAAUUGAUAUCAUCAUUGUUUAGCAGCUUCAAAACCAAACCUAACAACAGAAUCGAAAAUGCAGAUACAUUUUAUUUAGCACAUCAUCUUAGAAGUAGUGUUCUGAGUCCACAUUCAGUACUCAAGAAUAUCGGCGAUCUUACAAUAUCAAUUCAAGUGUUUAGUGCUAUCACCAAGAAAUCGGUCUGUGCUCCGAUCGAAUUAGGACUGAUCUUCAAUAAUGUCAGACGUUUCUGUAUGUCUAACGACAAUGGAAAUUGGAGACCAAGUCCAAUACAAGCACAACAAUGUAAAUCGAUCGUCCAAUAUAUGCCGAAUAUCGAAUCAUUGGUAUUCCUUCAGGCAUAUAUUGGUCUUGAUCUACUUCAAUCGAUAAAAACAUUGCCACGACUGACAUCACUCGACAUCUCCAAAUCAGAAUUCCCCAAAAUCGCACAAUUCACAUCAGAUCUACUAUCUCAUUCCAUCAAGAAGUUGAAACUACCAAUGAGAUACAAUAGUCCAUACAAGAGUAUACUUUCUGAUCAGCACCAACUUACAACGUUUGGAAUUGGAAGAAUCACUUUGGCACAAAUUCAAAUGAUAAGUGGUCACUUUAUGCAUUUCACCAAACUUAUUAUUAAAAAAUUAAAUGAAGAGAUGAUAGCCAAAUUCGAGAAACUGCUGUGUUUACCAGAUUGUAAAGUUCGCACUCUAAUCACAGACACCAUAUAUGUAUGGAUUGAACGAGUGCUCAACCAAAAUCAAUUAAUCGACACAAUCGAUGUCAACUGCGAUCUAGACGAUACCUUUGCUUUAGUAUCGAAAUCGCCAUCGAUCAAACGAUUCAUUUUCAGCCACAAUAAAGAUAUUACGACAGAUCAGUAUAAGUUGGGAAUAGAUAAUCACGCCACAGGAUUUGCACACGUCAAAUCAAAGAGUUUUAUUUAUAGAGCAGUUGGCUACGCAGCUAAGAUCUACAACGUUUCAGAGAAUCAAGAUGACAAUACAGCUGUGGAAUCGACAUAUCCUCAUCUCAAGUUUUUAUACUAUAGAAUCGAGUCAGUUUCAUCUUACUCUCGCUCUGACGAAUAUUCAGAAUCAGAUAUCGAUGAUUUCGAUUUUAAUGAUGACUCUGAUGAAUAA
Molecule: messenger RNA, 1500 nt
Organism: Heterostelium album PN500
Lineage: Eukaryota; Evosea; Eumycetozoa; Acytosteliales; Acytosteliaceae
Exons: 1
Coding region: 1-1500 (499 amino acids)
Source: RefSeq, a predicted model, not a curated record